AUGGAUCUCUCCAAGCACAGGAAACCGUCCCUGCCUCGGCUGACCACCAACCUGACUUCCACCAGGCGUUCACGCUCCACUGCAUCGCUGCCCGUCUUGGUCUCCAAGCCACUACAGAACAUCAACGUGGAGAAACCCGCUUUUCAGCCUACUUUGUUUCCUGAAAACAACGAAGACGACGAGAACGCUCCCCCCACCGUCCACUAUGCCCCUGCGGACGCUCUACGUGACCCAGAAGUGUGCGGAGGACGAGCCUGGUUCCCAGCUGAAAAUUGUCUACUACGAGGACGCGUUCACCACGCGAGGCUCGCACAGUUCUCCCAAAGAGCGGGUUGGCCAGGAUUCGGUGGUCGUUGCAGAGCUGAAAACCAACUGGAAAGUACGUGCUGUUGGUCGCAUAGCGAUCGCUCUGUUAACCCCCAAACGCAGGCUGCAGAUGAUAGCUCCAAGGAUGGCGCCACCAAGCUGGUUGAGGAUCUCGCCCUGCAUCUUGCCCAAGUCUACCAGCGGCCCGAAAGCUCGAUGAUGAUAACGAUCCAGCAGGACGUCUGCCUUCUCUUUGGCAGUGCAUCCGUGCCAGCGUAUCUGCUGAAGAUCUACGCCCUGCCUUAUCUGAUUGCGCCAAUAACCAAUCUCCGCAACACUGCUCUCAUCCAGAAUGCCCUUCUGGAACUACUGGGUGCGGCACCGGACCAGGGCGUGAUAAUUUACCUUCCGAUCCAAGAAGACAAUCUUGCGACGAACGGAGUGACGGCGCACGGAGAGAUCACUCGUCUGCAACGCCUUUCUCAGAAUGAAAGCCCCGGUCUCUUCAGGACUCUGUCGCGAUCCAUGAGCCGCCGUUUGAAGUCGGGUAGCGGCCAUAAUCAAUCAACUCUCAUCAUCCCUGCUGUUCAGAGCCCUGUCUCGCCCCCUGUGCCCGAGAUCUUACCAGAGCCUAUCUCUGCCGCAGAAGGGGAAAAGUUGAUCGCGUCGCCCAAAGACCAGCAUUCUCUCCGUGGCCGAAAGCGAGAUAGCUUCAGGGACGAGGUUUUUAAUCGUCUGCGUUUCCAUGAUUAUCUGGCCUCCCAGGUGAAGGAGAAGGCAGCUGAACUUGAAGGUGAAAAUUGA
Molecule: messenger RNA, 1110 nt
Organism: Penicillium lagena
Lineage: Eukaryota; Fungi; Ascomycota; Eurotiomycetes; Eurotiales; Aspergillaceae
Product: Tautomerase
Exons: 1
Coding region: 1-1110 (369 amino acids)
Molecular function (GO): phenylpyruvate tautomerase activity
Source: RefSeq, a predicted model, not a curated record